ACUCAAAGAUAAAAUGAUGAAUCCAACAAAAGGUAAUCACAGCUCGGUGGCCUUGAUUGGUUUAUAACAUAUCAACGGACACGGCGGGUUUCAUACUGAACCAAACAUUGCUUUUACAUUGUUCUUGUAGCAGGGUUGGGUCGUUGCGGUCAGUCCAUUUAUCCCAUCUAACUAUGUGAAGUACUUAAAUCAACAGAAAAGGCUUGACAAUAUAGCGGGAGUGAUUUUCCUUAUUCUUUUUUCCUGAAUAUUUAGAACGUUCCUUUUAUUGUUUUUGUAAGGUGUUUGUCUUUGAGCUCGUAAUCCUGGUGAGGGUGUAGUUUUGAGUAAGAGGGCACUCGGUAUUUCCUGAGUUUAGUCUCAAUCUUAAACUCCCAAACCCUUCGUCUGAAUUGAAAAGAGUAGAAAAACGAUCGGUGGAAGGGGUGAGAAUCAGACUUUGUUUCGUCCCUAAUCCCAUGCUGACAGAUCGCGCCGCAUCGCAGGCUACGGGUGAUUAUUUCUUUGGCCUUAUUUUACAACUUUUACUCUUAAGUAGAUUUUUUCAGGAUUCGUGGCAAAUGAAUCUAAAAUUCAGCAUUGUAUGAAUCCAAUACGCCGGCACGGCGGGCAAAGUCGCGUAGUAGAACGCGGAAAGUGACAAAUGGGUUAGUGAAUUGCCAUUGCGUUGCUUUCCUUCAUUAAAUCCUUCGUUCCAACUUUCAGCUACAGCUAACUGUAAAAUGUCUUCUAAAUCUCUAGUUCACUACCAUCUGUAAACAUGUGUCCCUUAAUUUUUUUUCAAUAGAUGAUUCACCAUACGAGGAAGACGCAUUUGAUAUCCCAGACACACCACCGGUAAAUAUUACUCCUUACUACAUUAGUCUCUUCUCAGUAGCUCGGGGAUCAAAGCUAAUUUGCACCGACAGAAUAUUCGCUGGUGGUCUCCCUGCCAGUCUCUUCACCCAGCCCUAUUCCCCCAGAAAUUCUCACAGUUGCGAUGUGUGAUCAGGCAAUACAGCAGUCGAUCGUUACGACAGAAGAACGCCGAGGGAAUAGUUUUCUCCUUUAAUAAUGACCACAAUGCUUUAAAUCGAACCCACCAACCAAUCACUUACAACCACGGUGGUCCAAAAAGUCUCACUCAACAAAUCGACACUAUCCCCUGAUGAAGACCUGCUGUACGCAGUCGAAAUGUCUCGAGCGAUAUAACUAAGUCACAGUCGUAAGAAAAACGAUUAACGAAACCAUAGAAAGUCAUUGCGUAUAGAGACCGAAAGCCCCAGCAUCUCUCGCCUCGUUUAAUGAUGUCUCCGUUGGAAAUUUAUGCGCGCAACAAAUCACGAAUCAGAACCCAACAAGAAUUGUAGAGUACCUUGAAACGCUGCCAUUUUGUUUCCUUUGAUGGUAGAGAUUACGAUUUUUCGUGUCAGUGCUCCGUCGUCAACGCGUCACGUUUUUCCUCCUUUAGGAUUUUGAUUUGGAAAGCGAAGAAGAGAUGGAAUUGGAGGAAAAAGAAGCACGCGAUCUUAGCAUGUGGAAGAUAACUAUUCCCCACGUGAUUAUGGAGACGAAACAGGUUUGUUGUGGUUAUGCAACUAUUUAUACUCAGAGAAAGUUGAAAUUUACGGCAGUUUUGAAUUGAUUACGGAGAAUUAUUUCGCGAUUGGUUUGAGCGAAAGGUACGGUGCUAUAAAACUGGCAACAACAAAGAAAUGUUCAACUUUGCGCCUUUUAACACCUGCGAAAAAAAUCCUUGCAACGCUGUUUGUUGCAAGACAGGUUCGAACGUGGGCGGUAAAACGCGCAACAUCGCUAUUCAACUCGUUUUGCAACAAUGUUAGAAACCAGUUGCACGUUUUUGUUGCCCGUUUGUGCAUCAACCGGUCUACCUCGGUCUCUCCCGGUCUCCACGUUUGAAAUCUUUGGAAAACAUACGAAAUGUUGAGAAGACCUCCGAUUUACACUGUUAAUCACCUAUUACUUUUUAUUAUAGCUGUUAUAAAGUUUUGGUGAUUCGCCGAAUACUGAUAAGGAUUAAAAAGACUCUAACUUGUAGAGUUCCGCUUGAGUUUUGGCUACAGAAUUUGUUUCAUUUGCUUUACAGAAAGGCAUCUUCAUAAUAUCAGUUGAAAGACGGGAUAUAACGGAAGGUGAAUAUUUUACUCCACAGUAUAGCAUAAAUACAGUUGUAGUAGCUCAGGCCUGAUGUUGACACUAUUAUAUUCACAUCAGAGCGACGUAAAACUCUCGAGAAGACUAAGAGGAAAAGAUAUGCUCUGAUCUUAAGUGUUUUCCGAAAACUGGUAUUGUUGGUUUGUAUGCAGCAAAGCAAUAAGCCUUUACUAUUUAAUGGUGUCUUAUGCUGACAUGUGGUAAAAAGUUUGGAGAUGCGUAGAAACUUGUGCGUUAACAACUGUAAACUAUUGUUUAUUCGUUAAAAAAGUUAUCCACUCUCGAAGGGAGAGAGGAGGGAAUAAGUAGAAGAGGACCCUGGGUACGAAGUUGACGCAGCCGUUCUUUGUGUGGUCACGCAACGCUUCUAGAGAGGAGCGUUGUGUGACAACAUUACGGACGGCGGCGUCAGCGACUACUUUUUAAAACUGUUUUCAAAUAAUUCCCCUCACUGUCGUUCACGUUUAGACAGUAACCAUAAUCGGAUAUUCGUUUUCUAACCUGCAUUGUGUGGACAAUUUUUUGGUGUGUACACUGAAAGACAAAGGUACACAUUUGAUAUAGUUAACGUUUACUCUCUGUGGAUACUUUGACUGGAAUAUUGUUUGUUAUUCACUCGCUUUAAACGUUUGACCUGAAAACAAUACUAAAACUAUUUUUAAGGGUUUGCUAUACUGAUAACAUAUGCAAUCAGUUGCGACCCAGUUGUUCAAAACUUGGAUAGCGCUAUCCUAUACCUGCCAACUUUUUCUGAGAUAUAAGCGUGAGAUUUUUAUCCUGGGAGUGCUGGGAUUUUUGAAGACGACAAGAUCAUUUCCGAAGAUUCCCGAAGAAGUCCGAAGUUUUCCGAAGAAGUCCGAAGUCUUCCGAAGACGUCCGAAGUCUGCCGAAGGCGAAGUUAUCGAGAAAACGCUUAUCCACAAAGUCAGAGAUCGCGAGGAAGGUAUUGUCAUUUAUUCAUUUUACACGUGGUUUUCUUUCCUUACAUGGGUCUGAGUUAACAUGUUUUUGGAAAUUGUGUCAAGCAAGACGGCAACAACUCACAUUUUUCAAUCAGGCGUGAGAAAUUGGCCGGCAGGCGUGAGCGGGCGUGAGAUCGAAGUUUUCAACCCGCAGGCGUGAGACACACGCCUAAGGCGUGAGAGUUGGCAGGUAUACUAUCCACUGACCAAAUCACUUGCCAGUGGUUAAGUUUUGAAGAAAACCAAUUUCAUCUUCCACUGGCGGAAUAGACAUUUAUCCAGUACAUAGCGCUCGCCGCCGUUUAAACAACUGAGGCCAGAAGUUUUGACUGUACUUAAUUUUCCUCUCGCUGGUAAAGCUCUAUAAACGUCCCUUGUCAAUUCAUUUUGCGAUUUCUCGCUCCACGUUCCUAUUUACUUGCGUUUUCUUGGUCCAUUCUUGAUCCGGGGCUGAUGCGCGUAACUUUCUCUCAAGGAACGUGGAUGAUACGUUAGGGGCUUGUCCGACUUUCUGUUCCAUAAUUUCAUCCGAAAACGCAAAUAGUUUUAAUACUCACAUUCUGUGAAUCAUUUCCGAUUUGAUCUCUAUGUUUAAUUCUCCAGUUUCCCAGGGAGUUCAGUCUUCGUUUGAUCUGCUUUGACAGGUUGUUCAGUGGUGUUUUUAAUUUCUUUCUCCAUUUCACUUAAGUUCUUCUCCAUUUCCCCGAACUUGUGAGCCAAGCUAGAGGCUUUCCUCUGUACUGUAUCUCUUCGUUCCAUCGAUCUUUGGAGUCGUGAUUCACUCUUGAAUAGACUGGCCUCUAUGACUUCUAGCUGAUUUGUCAGGGUUUGAAAUCUGUCUAGUAGUUCCUCGUAUUCCAUCAUGAUGUAGUAGAUUAUAUCCAAAUGUCCAAACCUCGUAUUUGUUUCGCAUGUGUUGGUCUUGUUGGUCUUGCUCGACAAACGCCGAUUUAUGUGAAUGUGAAUUUCUUUGAAAUCAAAACGUUUGAUCGGCAGAUAAAAGCCGCAACUUCAAUGUUUUGUUCGGGGAAGAAAUGGCGCGAAAGUUGAAAGGAGUUCGAAACAGGCAAAAGUGCGACUACCAGGGAAGCGGUGAAUUAAAAUCCAAAUUGUCACCGCUAUAUUUGAUUUUUUAUAAUCCUGUAAAUAAAACUGUCAAAUAUAAAGCCGGGCUCUUCAGUAGAUUUUCAAGUGUUAUUGACAGUUUGAAAAACUUCAAACUUUUUAUCUCGACGCUUCCUGCCUCUUGUUUUUGAUUGAUACUGAGGGUGAAAAGUGUGGACUACUUUUAGUAAAUCCAGUGUCGGUAGAAACUCCAUCUUAAAUCCAUCUUUAAACUUUCGUGAAUAAUGCCGGCACAUGAACGCCUUAUUGUGAUGCAGUUCAGGACGGCAAGUUUAUUUUUUUCUCCUGUUUCUCUCAGUGGUUUAAGGUGUCCGUUCUUUUAACGUUUUCCCCAAAAUCGUUCAUUUUUUAGUUUAACUGACCCGCAGAAAAACCGUUUUUAGCAGCGGGAAUUUGCUGUGCCUGCUAAAAGUUCGACUGAUAGUUGUUUCAAAAUUCAUGUAACGUAUAGAAUACGUCAAGUGUGCCUCUUUUAUUGCUUAAAGCGAAGCUGCUGAUCCUUAUAAGUAUUUAGUCAAUACAGAAGGCCAUAAGCCUAUCUAUCGGCAUAAUUGCCGGAUAUGUUCUUCCAGAGACUAUACUUAGCAAUAAAGCCUAUUAAAAUUAGCCUGCUUAGGCAGCCAGUAUUAGAAGAAUAUUGCACGAUCUUGUGUUCGUAAAAUCGAUUUUCCCCAAUACGGACCAACGCACCAUCUAAACAACAUCCGUAACGAUUUGUUCAUAUUUUGUUUUUGCAGCCACAAGAUGGGAUGUGGCGAGGGAAGCAGGGUUUCUGCCGCUCUGUUUAUUAAAAUGUCACACGAUUUCAGAUCAGACAAAGCCAAAAGCGUGUCAUAGAGAUUUAUCAAACUAGUUCAAGUACUUAUAUCGAGAGUAACAAAAAACAAAUCCAGUUUUGUUUUGCUUUUUUGUGAAAUUAGAAUGUUUGUCGCCAUACUAACGAAUCUCUCAAUACUUUUGAUAACCAAAUAUCUGUCAACAGUGGGAUCCAUCCUUAUAUAUUGAUAUGGAAAUAAGGGGAUCUUAAGUCUUCAAAUAAUUUUAAUUACAUUUUAAAAUUGUAUUGAUACAAUGUAGACAAAGUGCAACUAUUGAGUAUAGCGUCGUUAAUAUGAGUUGUUUCAAUCAUUGACUGUUAGUUUUGGUUAAAUUAAUUGUGUCGGUUUACUGUGUUCCUCCGUUAACGGCUGGCCUGUAGCUUUUUCUUUCUUUUGUGUUGUUGUUGCAUUUUGUUAUCGCAGGAGACCUAAAGAGUUCUAUGUCCUCCAGAGCAAAUUAAACGAGUUCCAUGGUAGGUCUUUAAUAUACUGCUUUUGUUUGUUUAUGCCGCAGCAGCUACACAAACACAGCAGUCUCAACAAUCAACGUCUAGUCGCUGCUCCCCAGCAAACCAGAAAAUUAUGUAAUCCCUACCCAAAUACAAACUGUAAGCUGUUUUCUGAGUGAAUCAAACUUCAUUUUGUAAAACUGCUUUCGUUGGCUUAAAUUUAAAUCGAAAAAACAAUAAAGUUUAACAUAAGUUCAAUAUAAGCCACGUUCGUAACAGUCCACAGGCAAAAAUAUUCUGGAAAGUCUCCGUGGUAACCUGCCCCUAAUGUAGAAGGGUAUUUGCCUAGAGGACUUUGGGGGAGCAAACAAACGACGAACCAAACAGUCCGACCAACAUUUUAAAAAUAGAGUGAAAACCAAUGCCAAAAUUUUAAACGACAUUUUGGCGUGUUCGUUAGAAAAAUAAGGAAAUUAAAGGUAGCUAAUUUUAUUAUUUAUAGGUCUUCUUCCAGUGAAAGAAUUAGUUAAUUCAGCCUUUCUAUCAUAAGAUGUAGUGCAAUAAUUUGGUAGUGUCUUUUCAGGAGAGAUCGAUGACUCGCUACUUCCACCCAAGCGUA
Messenger RNA from Porites lobata, 6127 nucleotides. NCBI's taxonomy places the organism in Eukaryota, Metazoa, Cnidaria, Anthozoa, Scleractinia, Poritidae. The record is from the annotation of a GenBank genome assembly.